AUGCUACAUUACGCGCUGGCCACCCACAUCGCUAGGCCACCCACGUUGCCAGCUGCUAAACAACUGCUAUUCAGAUUUUCUUAUAUAAGCAUGGAUUAUACAGAUCGUAUUGACUUGGAAGAAAAUGACGGCUAUGUCCUUCCUCGACAUGAAGGGAAUAUGCACGGCGAAAUCCUGGACGAAAAUUGCAUGCAAAGGAGCUGCUGGAUGGCGCAAAUUGCGCAGCGCCGUCUGUGCUUUCAAUUCGAGCAGGAAAGGCCGUAA
Messenger RNA from Gongylonema pulchrum, 264 nucleotides. The record is from the annotation of a GenBank genome assembly. NCBI's taxonomy places the organism in Eukaryota, Metazoa, Nematoda, Chromadorea, Rhabditida, Gongylonematidae.